AUGUUUGUAUGGACCAACGGUAGUUGCAAUUUAGGUGAUCCUAAUAGCUGGGCCGCUUGGUGUGCAUUUGUCUCCCCUGGUGUUGCUCCGUUGCCGUUCGUGGAUGAGCGAAGGCUGCGAGCUGCCCUAGAAGAGGUAUACCCAGACCUCACUCCAGAAGAGACUAGAAGAAAUAGUCUUGGAGGCGAUGUCUUAUUUGUGGGGAAACAUCACCCACUGCACGACUUCGUUUUAGAGCUGUAUCAGACAGGUUCCACAGAGCCAGUGGGUGUACCACCUGAACUAUGUCAUGGGAUUCAAGGAAAGUUUUCUUUGGAUGAAGAAGCCAUUCUUCCAGAUCAAAUAGUGUGUUCUCCUGUUCCCAUGUUACGGGAUCUGACACAGAAUGCUGCAAUCAGAUGACUGAGAACCAGACGCCUGCAGGAGGCGGAGCACAUGCAGCCAGGAGCAGACUCGAUGGUUGAAAACACUUGGGAGAGUUUA
Diceros bicornis minor is the source of this 483-nucleotide messenger RNA. RefSeq names its product 5'-3' exoribonuclease 2-like. The transcript is spliced from 5 exons. Gene Ontology annotation, molecular function: RNA binding; 5'-3' RNA exonuclease activity. The record is from RefSeq and is a predicted model, not a curated record. Lineage: Eukaryota; Metazoa; Chordata; Mammalia; Perissodactyla; Rhinocerotidae. Gene Ontology annotation, cellular component: nucleus. Bases 1 to 402 code for a protein of 133 amino acids. Gene Ontology annotation, biological process: nuclear-transcribed mRNA catabolic process.